Ostertagia ostertagi is the source of this 564-nucleotide messenger RNA. The record is from the annotation of a GenBank genome assembly. NCBI's taxonomy places the organism in Eukaryota, Metazoa, Nematoda, Chromadorea, Rhabditida, Trichostrongylidae.
AUCACUGGUUCCAAGGACCGAACAUUCCACGUGAACGCGUUCGAGGAUCUCAACACCAGGCUUCGAAGUGCCAUCCAGCGAGUGACAUGCCCUCAGACUGAAACCCCGAAGCCGUCUGGUGGACCAUGCGAUCCAUCGUCUCAUGCCGGUUGUGAUCGUGCUCUCAACCAGGUUUGCAUGAUGAAGAACGGUCAAUACACCUGCGGAUGUCCCGAUGGUUUUGAACAGCAUCCCGUCACUAAAGCUUGCGGUGGUGAUGUUUGCAAUCCGGAAAUUGCCACUUCGUGUCCAGAUCCGGAGAUCUGUGAGCGCACCGCACACCAAAUCGGCUCACCUCCUCAAGACCUGUCUGAAUCGAAUGACGAGUGCGAUCCUGCGAAUCCUUCGAGCUGUGGUCCAAAUGCGAAAUGUAUUCGGGGACCUGGAGGAGAUGCUGUGUGCCAGUGCAGUCCUGGUUACGUUCUUAAUGUCAAGUCGGAUAAGUGUCAAAAGCCAGGGACUUGUGAUCCAUCGGUGCCCAAUUCCUGCGAUGCUCGUAAGAAGGAGAAGUGUCUUCGUGGUCCA